AUGCCCCCGACACAAGCUCUGAACACGCCGCACACAAGUUACACACCCGCCGCCGCCGGCCUUGGCACGCUCAUCAUGUGCGUGGACGCCGCUGCAGGCAGCGAUGCGGCAGGGUCAGUCGUGCGACCCGUCGGCCGUUUCGCCCCUGAACUCCCGUGUAACUAUCGCGGCUGCAUGAAAAUGGCAACCCGCACGCCCUCCCCGAGUCGAAUAGCAAAGCGCGUAGCGCGCUUGGAACAGUCUCUGCGCCGUCGAAUCGCCAACGACGAAGGGAUGUGUCAUUUCCAGCGGCCGCCAUGGCCAUGGAAGGCCCAGCAGUCCGCGCGGACGGACGGGGCGAGGGCAUCGCGAGGGCAGACAGCGCCAGAACAGGUGCCGCGGCGCAUAAGGAUGAGGAACCUCGGGGCGUCGGCGAGCCAGGGCUUCCAUUUCGGCAUCGUGAGCGUCCAAUCGUCGGGCUUCACGAAUCCACGAUAUCAUGCCGACGUGGCAUGCCAAUAA
This is a messenger RNA of Metarhizium brunneum ARSEF 3297, 501 nucleotides long. RefSeq lists its product as uncharacterized. Lineage: Eukaryota; Fungi; Ascomycota; Sordariomycetes; Hypocreales; Clavicipitaceae. The record is from RefSeq and is a predicted model, not a curated record.